Messenger RNA from Colletotrichum orchidophilum, 444 nucleotides. RefSeq lists its product as uncharacterized. Gene Ontology annotation, cellular component: ribonuclease MRP complex; nucleolar ribonuclease P complex. Gene Ontology annotation, biological process: tRNA processing; intronic box C/D snoRNA processing; nuclear-transcribed mRNA catabolic process, RNase MRP-dependent. NCBI's taxonomy places the organism in Eukaryota, Fungi, Ascomycota, Sordariomycetes, Glomerellales, Glomerellaceae. Bases 1 to 444 code for a protein of 147 amino acids. Gene Ontology annotation, molecular function: ribonuclease MRP activity. The transcript has a single exon. The record is from RefSeq and is a predicted model, not a curated record.
AUGAUGAUGGAAAACUCAUCAGCCAGCGAAGCACCAGCCAGCACCCCGCGCGCAACGGGCCACAAAUCCCACGAGCCCCUCACAUGCACUAUCAAGACCCCAGCCUUCUCCUACGCUCACUUGGAACUCAUCUCCGAUUCACCAAGAUCACAAGAAACAUUGGAAUUGGACAAUCUCCAAGUACGCUCGUAUUGUAGCGCCGCCCUCAGCCAGUUCCUGGGCGCAACGGGUUCCGCCAUUCCCAUCGACAUACUAAAGGUCGAGGCCGCACAAUGCUGGCUGCGCGUGCCCCGGCAGGACCUCAGCCCCUUUGCCGCGGCGAUCACGGCGUGGGCCGGCGUCUCGGACCAAGGCAAACGGCAAGUUCUCCGGGUGAAGCAGUGCUCUGACUAUUUGGGCGCCAUCGUCGGCACCGAUGGCCAGGAGAACCUUUGGUCGUCAUGA